Haliotis rubra (blacklip abalone) is the source of this 2844-nucleotide messenger RNA. Its product is annotated as cell wall integrity and stress response component 4-like. The transcript is spliced from 4 exons. The record is from RefSeq and is a predicted model, not a curated record. Lineage: Eukaryota; Metazoa; Mollusca; Gastropoda; Lepetellida; Haliotidae. The coding region runs from base 9 to 1046 and encodes 345 amino acids.
CCAGUGUGAUGCUGUUCCAAUUUAUUAUCGCCAUCUGUAACGGCAUCAACCCCACCACCAUCCUGAAUCUGGGUGGUUCAUACGACAAAAUUCUCUCGGGACAUGGUUAUCAGUUGUUGAAAGUUAAGACACUGGAACAUUGUCACAAAGUUUGCCUGUACUCUCCGAAAUGUUUGUCUGUAAAUUGGACCGUGAAGACAAAGUAUUGUCAACUGAACUCGGAAGACUCCGGUACUGGAACUCCUCUGAUGACGUCCACGGGAGACUUGUUCGUCCCUGCGGUGGGUUCCAACAUCAAGAAUCAUGCUUGCAUAUUAAGCCCAUGCAAGUUUGGAGAAGUGUGUAUUCCGGUGACGUCAGCGACAGACUUCGUAUGCUUGCUUCCAGAUGCUCAAGUAUCAAGAACAACUCAAUCUUCUACUUCGUCUACGAUGCCUACAACGCCGAUUCCGACAACGACACCAACAACAACACUAACAGCUCUGAUGACAACGACUCCAACCACAACUCCGACAACAACACCGACAACGACAGCAACGACCAUGACCACCACAACAACCACAACACCAGAUGAUCAAGUAUCAAGAACAACUCAAUCUUCUACUUCUUCUACGAUGCCUACAACGCCGAUUCCGACAACGACACCAACAACAACGCUAACAGCUCUGAUGACAACGACUCCAACCACAACUCCGACAACAACACCGACAACGACAGCAACGACCAUGACCACCACAACAACCACAACACCAGACUGCUCGACGUAUUCAGAUUCCUUCACAAGAAUUCAAGGAUACUUGGUCUUGGGACACAACGACAUAACCUUCUGGGACGCCAGCUCGGCACCAGCCUGUCAACAAUACUGCAUACAAGAAACGGCAUUCACGUGCAAGAGUUACGAAUACCUUUACCACAAUAAAAUGUGCAACCUAAUGUCCUUUAUAAAGGAUGAUGCUCUCAGCAUAUGGAAAGCAGUUUCGAGGGCAGAUUAUUUUGAACGUUUGCGUCAGUGUGAUGUCACAGACAACACUGAGGACGACAAGUAAAGGAAUAUAUAUCGAGAGAAACAUAGACUUGAGAGCCUAAUGUAACACGUGACGUAAAGACUUUACAACGGAUUUCCCUCCCUGCAUAAUGUGAUGUGCUCAGAAAUACUCCGUGGCUUUAACAAUAGUAAAUCAUGGGAGGCUCGUUUUGGGAUCAGGCUUUCAAUCGAACGAUUGCGACAUGACUGAAUUUAUGUGGGCUUUACAGCGUGUCAAUAUAGAUCUGGAAGAAAAACACGUAAUAAUUACGAUUUAUAUUUGCAAAAAUAGAAACAUUAAAGCUCUUAUUAUUUCGCUAUAUACCUCUGAUUUUCCAACACAGUAUGUUUAUCUUAAGUUUUUUUACAUGUAGAUAAGGAAAUGCGUCAACUUUCGAGACAAUAAUAACUUUAUUUGCUUUCUUCCGGGAUGACGGAUCAUGAGGAAUCAUAAAAAAACGUUGAUUCGCGAGAGGCGAAGAACCGACGAGAUUCCAGUGACAUUUUUAGACGUUAGACAGUCAGAUAAGGACAAACUUUAUGCAUGAUUAACUUUAUUCAGGUGAUUUGACGUUUGGAUACAGAUUCUAGUAACGUACUGUCGACUUUAUAGUUUCUGUUUGUUCUUCAGCAUUUCUUGAAAGAUCUGCCUGUAAGCUUGUAUCAUUACCAUCAUUACACGGAGGAAAAUAAAAAUAAAUACGCAGGAAAAUCACCCAAAGAUCUCAGAAAAUAACAACUGGAAAGAAUUAGUUUCUUCUUUUGUUUAAAACUGCUGUCAGCAACAAUCGAACUAUAUUCUUUGGGCCUGUAAAUAAUCGAGGUCAGUCAAUUGAUUGACAUCAUGAGCAUCCAUCAACGUAUUUGGAACAUGAUGACAUGUGUCAACCGAGUCUGACCAUCCCAUCCCCUCAGUUGCCUCUUAUGACAACCAUGGGUUGCUGGAAACUAGUUCUAACCUGGACGAUUUCUACAGCGCCAGACAACAAUGAAAAUAUAAAUGGAACAGAAUAUUCGACCAUUGCACACUAAUGAUACAAGUUUCUGUACAUUUCUUAAUUAAGCGCCAUGUUUUCUAAAUAGCGUGAACAAUAGAUGUGAUAUUUAGGGGAAAUGCGCAUAAAUCAUGAUAUUAGACAAUUCUUUUAGCUUUUCGUUGUGUUUGUUUGCACUGAGUCUCAAAUAUAGCGACGAGACACUAGUCGCUGUUCGUUUUGAACUAUUUGCCACAAGCAAAAUCACUGCAAAGUCACCAUCGUUGAAAAUGAGGCUAACAGUUUCACAAGAACACAGUUUCAAGGUGAUAAGCAAUGAUUAAGAUUAAGAUUCAAAAAUCCUGAGUUGACAAAAUGUUGAGACAAAAUAGUUUAUGAAUAUCAACUUUAUCAAUGAUAUCAAUGUUUCAUUAAUAUUUAUGUUUCAUCAAUAUGAUCCGCAUUGCCUUAUUCUAACUGUAAUGCCAUUUUACACAAAUUUAGAUGCCCAAUUGAGAGGACAAGAGCACUGUGGGGUAAAUGUAUUUUGUCAUUCAAGGUCUUCACACACAGAAAUAAAUCUGCUUAUCUAUUCUAACCCAAACCACACAAGAUGCACUGGUGUUUACUUCAAUGUGUAUAUACAGAUUUUCAAAGGCGUGGUUGAUUCUCAUUAUUAGACUUAUUCACAGUUGAUAUCAGCGAGUUAUUACCUUGAAACAAUCAUUUGCACUAACAUAAUAUACUUGGUAUUAAACGGAUGUUGUUAAUGAUAUAUGUACGUAUGCAUAUUCACCUUGUAUCCAAUUUUGUUUCAAUCAAUAAAACUACAUUGGUAAGAAUCCA